This is a messenger RNA of Cucumis sativus (cucumber), 768 nucleotides long. RefSeq names its product protein HEADING DATE 3A. Lineage: Eukaryota; Viridiplantae; Streptophyta; Magnoliopsida; Cucurbitales; Cucurbitaceae. The record is from RefSeq and is marked provisional.
ACAUCGGUAGCAUUACACACCUCCUUGCUUUCUUACAUACAUCGAAACCAGCCAAAGCCAACGGAAACAUCUCUUUUUGAGAACAUGCCAAGAGAUCGUGACCCUUUGGUUGUUGGGAGAGUCAUCGGCGACGUCGUUGACCCAUUCUCGAGGUCAAUUUCGAUUAGGGUUACUUACUCCACCAAGGAAGUUAACAAUGGUUGUGAGCUCAAACCCUCUCAGGUUGUAAAUCAACCAAGAGUCGAGAUUGGUGGGACCGAUCUUCGAACCUUCUUCACUUUGGUUAUGGUGGAUCCUGAUGCUCCUAGCCCUAGUGAUCCUAAUCUUGGGGAAUACUUGCAUUGGUUGGUGACUGAUAUUCCAGCUACAACAGGUGCAACCUUUGGGCAAGAGAUAGUAUGCUAUGAGAGUCCAAGACCAACGGUGGGGAUACAUCGAUUCGUGCUAGUCUUGUUUAGACAACUUGGAAGGCAAACAGUGUACGCACCAGGUUGGCGUCAGAACUUCAAUACAAGAGACUUUGCUGAGCUUUACAAUCUUGGCUUACCAGUUGCCGCUGUUUAUUUCAAUUGUCAAAGGGAAAGUGGUUCUGGUGGAAGGAGAAGAGUCCAAGAUGAUUAUUAAUUAACUUAUAAUUAAACCCACUUUUUACGCAAUAUCACAUUAUUAUUAUUGUUGAAAAAAUAUAUUUAUACAUUUGCAAACAUAAGCUCACUUCAACCGACACCUAUAUCUACUUAAGACGAGAGGUCUUCAGAAGAAAAAAAA